CUUGUAUUAUGUAUAUAUACCGUCCAGACUCUCGACUUCAAAAUACUCCUCUCAAACUGAAACAGAGGCUUAUUGUCACUUAUGGCGCUAUUAUCCGCUUUCCAAGAGAGGCUUCAGCAGAUGGAGGAAACCAGAAACCAAAGGCUCUUUCUCCUUCAGGCGGAGAAAGAACUUCAAAGCAAGAACUCUCUGCUGUUGGAAUCGAAGCUUUUGAACAUCAGAUCCAUGGAACAACGAUGCCUUAUACUUGAGCAGAGGAACGCGGCAUUGAACUUCAAGAUAUUAGGUCACAGGUCGGAGAUCUCGAGUUUGGAGGCCAAGUACCUGUCGACGUUUCAACAAUUGAGGGAUCUGAAGAUUGAGGUGGAGGAGCUCGAGGAUUGUGAGAAGGAGAAAGAAAUGUUUUAUGCGAUGAAGAGAUGUGACAUGGAAGAUUUCAAGGGACAAGUGAAGAGAUUCGUUUUGGAAUCACGUCAACAAGUGCAAGAUCUGAGGUGCAGACUUGAAGAGCUCAAAUUGAGGCUUCAAGAACUUCAGGGCAAGAAUGGAUUUCUGGAUAAUUCAGAGAUUGCUGCAGCAGAGAAAAAGAAGGAUGAGCUUUUAGUUUUGAAAGAGAAUGUGCAGAGAAGCUUGGAAUCAAAUUAUCAACUGAUAGCACAAUUGCAGAAGCAGCUUCAAAACAUUUUACUUACUCAAGAUCAAGAGAGAAGGAAACUGAGACAGAGCAGUGAGAAAGAGAAGUCUAAGAUAGCAGGCAUACAAAAUGAAUGAUAAAUCAGGGAUAAUGGUGUGGAGAAGGUGCUGUAUAUAAUUUCAUCUUGUUCAUACCUCUACAAAAUUUGUUAGAAAUGUUUCUUCAUUCAGCCUUUCAUGGUAAUGCACCUUUGUCUGAUGGA
Molecule: messenger RNA, 896 nt
Organism: Macadamia integrifolia
Lineage: Eukaryota; Viridiplantae; Streptophyta; Magnoliopsida; Proteales; Proteaceae
Product: rho-associated protein kinase 2
Exons: 3
Coding region: 82-771 (229 amino acids)
Source: RefSeq, a predicted model, not a curated record